Molecule: messenger RNA, 171 nt
Organism: Racocetra persica
Lineage: Eukaryota; Fungi; Glomeromycota; Glomeromycetes; Diversisporales; Gigasporaceae
Source: the annotation of a GenBank genome assembly
AUGUCUCAACAAAGAAACAAUGCCAAAUUGGCACUCAUUCUUGAACAAUCUCUAAAUACUACUAGUGAUUCAUCAGAAAUCUCUCAAGACCUUCUCAACUUUGGGAACCAGAGUCCCAUUAUACAAGAGAAUAGUCUUAAAAAUCAAUUUUGGGGCUAUGAGACCAAUUAG